Molecule: messenger RNA, 1016 nt
Organism: Impatiens glandulifera
Lineage: Eukaryota; Viridiplantae; Streptophyta; Magnoliopsida; Ericales; Balsaminaceae
Product: putative cyclin-D6-1
Exons: 5
Coding region: 38-922 (294 amino acids)
Biological process (GO): mitotic cell cycle phase transition; regulation of cyclin-dependent protein serine/threonine kinase activity
Cellular component (GO): cytoplasm; cyclin-dependent protein kinase holoenzyme complex; nucleus
Molecular function (GO): cyclin-dependent protein serine/threonine kinase regulator activity
Source: RefSeq, a predicted model, not a curated record
ACAACAACAACAUACAUGUUACACAAUAUUGAAAUCAAUGGAGUUGGAUCUUGAGAAUCCUCUCUGCUCUUCACACCACCACCUUCCCAACCACGACGACGACUCAUCAUCUCUCUUCCACAAUGAAUCAGCUCAUUUGCCGUCCUACUUCCCGGCGCCGGAUCUCUUUCGCCGGAAAACCAUCUCUCUCAUCUCCCACCACUCCAAAUCCAACUCCAAUCCAUUCCUCACUUAUCUCGCCAUCAAUUACCUUGAUCGUUUCAUCUGCCUCCAAAAUACUCAAAAUUGGAAGCCAUGGACUGUAAAUCUUGUUGCAGUUUCUUGCAUUUCAUUGGCACUAAAAAUGACAAGAACAGACUCCACUUCCUCUGUACCCAAUCAGGAUCAAGAUGAUGAAGAUGGGGGAUCAAUACUAGUAUUCGACCGAAAAACGAUUCAAAGAAUGGAGCUUGUGAUUCUUGGAGCUCUGAAAUGGAGAAUGCGUUCAAUAACUCCAUUUUCUUUCAUUACUUUCUUCAUUUCUCUAUUCAAUCUCAAAGAUCCUUCAUCAUUGAAGCUUUUAAGAGAUCGUGCAACCCAAAUCAUCUUCAGAUCUCAAAUGGACGAGAGUUUAAUGGGGUUCAAGCCUUCAACAAUGGCAGCUUCAUCUCUUCUAGCUGCUUGUCAUGAACUAUUCCCUCUCCAAUUUCCAUGCUUCAGAAAUUCAAUUUGCCAAUCUUCAUAUGUAGAUGAUAAGGAUAGUUUGAUGAACUGUUACGGGGUAAUGCAAGAAACAGAAAAUGGAGGCGGUGAUGGUGGCCGGAGAACAGGGUCGCCGGUGCACAUGUUUGACCGGCGCGUGUGGUCCACGUCUAGUUCGGAGACGGAGAUGGAAGCAGAAACGAAACGUCAAAAGAUUUGUCAGCUUAAUUUCAUGGACUGAUUUAAUCUAAUGAUUUAAUAGUUGCUUUGUUUUUUCAUUCCGUAAUUUCAGAGAUUAAGAUUUAACAACUUUUUGUUGUUAAUAAAAUGUACUU